Messenger RNA from Meloidogyne enterolobii, 693 nucleotides. The record is from the annotation of a GenBank genome assembly. NCBI's taxonomy places the organism in Eukaryota, Metazoa, Nematoda, Chromadorea, Rhabditida, Meloidogynidae.
AUGUAUUAUGACAGAGCAUUUGACUAUAAACUUUUGACAUUUUCCGAUUAUUAUCUCUCUCCGUCUCUCAUUCCGCCCAUUCCUAAUAAAACCCAAUUUUGUGAUACAGGGAUGGCUGAGAAAUUACGUGAUACAGAAGUAUCACUGGGAGAAUUGGUUGUCUUUAACAUCUUAUAUGAUCUGACAGACUUUUCACAUGGCCCUUUUCUCAAAAAUAAUAAAUCGCUUAGUCUCGGAUGCACAUCAAUUGUUGCUGCACAAAAUAAUGGGAAAAUAUUACAUGGAAGAAAUUUGGAUUAUGAAAUGACACAAGUACUUAAAGAUGCGACUAUUUUAGUGGAUUUUGUUAAAAAUGGAAAGGUACAUUACACUGCUGUAACAUUUGUUUUGGCAGUAGGAAUUAUUACUGGACAAAAGCCCAACGCCUUCACUGUCUCCCUAAAUGCUAGAUACAGUGGAGGACCUAUACUCAACAUUUUGAUGGAAUUAAUUACUCGUUUUAAACACCCCGUUGCUUUACAAAUACGUAAAACUUUGGAAUUUGAACAAGAUUAUGUCUCUGCAUUGUCUCAGCUUAGUUGGACAUAUAUGAUAGCUCCUUCUUAUUUAAUUGUCGGUGGAAAAGAUGGGGAUGGUGCUGUUAUUACAAGGCAAAUACAUAUUUUUGUUUGGAAAAUUAUUUGGUUGGACUGA